This is a messenger RNA of Polyodon spathula (Mississippi paddlefish), 1837 nucleotides long. RefSeq names its product heat shock factor protein-like. NCBI's taxonomy places the organism in Eukaryota, Metazoa, Chordata, Actinopteri, Acipenseriformes, Polyodontidae. Bases 43 to 858 code for a protein of 271 amino acids. The transcript is spliced from 7 exons. The record is from RefSeq and is a predicted model, not a curated record.
CUCCCUUUCUUCUUUAAACAGAUCAUUCACUUCAUCGCCAGCAUGGUGCAGUCCAAGAGCGUGUCUGGAAUCAAGAGGAACCUGUCGGUUGGGAUGACUCUCAGUGCAGGUCCCUGGUUCUCUCGCUCUCUUUCUCUGUCCUGCAGGCCAUUAAUGCGCAAUAGUUCCAGAAUGUACCAUUCCAGCCCCAAAUACAGCCAUCCAAACAGAACUGAGUCCGAUCAGGAGCCCUCGGCCAUCCAGGGGAACCUGCAGAACAGCAGUGUGUACCCAGGGGGCGUGAUCAUCUCUGACAUCACACAAGCGCUGGAGCAUCGGGCAGCGGGGCCCUGGCAGGGAGAUCCCGGGCGCAGCGGCUCCUACGAUGUCAACUGGAGACCCUCUGAGCUGGACACCCUGUUGAAGCAGGAGAUUGACAACCUGGUGCCCAGUGCUGCCCCCUGCGCCCUCGCCCCCAGUGACCUCUACCACUCCCUGCUGGAGGAGAGCGGCACUGCAGGCCCUGAGGAGACCUCUGCAGAAUGGGGGGAGAUUGUGGAUCACCUAGCCCAGAAGCACUGCUGUCUGUCCAGUUCGUCGCACGUCAACAUGGAGCUGUUGCAGGAUCUCUUAGCACCCUGCCCAGGACCCUCCUGUCUGGAAACGGCAAGGCCCUGGGACAUGAAACGGCACAAGACUGCACGGAAGGAGCCUGGCUGCUCACAGACACCGGAGAGCAAUGUGGAGAUGGUGCAGUACGAGGAGGACAUCCUGCCCUCGCUGCUGGAGCUGGCAGAGGAGGCCUCAGAUGUGGGGUGCUACCCCGGGGAGCUGCCCCAGGACCCCCUGAGCCACAGACACCGCCUCUCCUGCAGCUAAACAUCCAGCCAGGAGAGCGUGGGGAGACCCGAGGCUGAGCCCUCUGCACCCUGACAGCACUGCCAGAGGACUAGCUUCUGUACUCUGUGUAUUUCUGUCCAGGAGAACAGAGUUUGGGGAAGGGGAGAAGCAGAACUGUUCUAUUGCGGAGAUCCAGAUUCACACCUUGUGAGCAGGGCUGGGCUGAGCCUUUUAUUUACUUCCAGUUCCUUUUGAAAAUACAUUCCCAUUUCCUUUGUAUCAAUUCCAAUUCCAAGUAAGGACCGCGAAUGGGAAUUGGAGAAUUAAUUUUAAAUGGAAUUGGAAUGUUUAUUAUUAUUAUUUCUUCUGUUUUUUUGUUAUUAAUCUGUUUUAUCACGAUAUUGUUGGCUGAGAAUAGACCCUGUAAUUAACAGUGUAUGCAGUUCAGGGUUAGGGCGUUGUGGUUUUACUGGUUAUGAAUGCAGAUUAGCUCCAUCUUGUGGACAGUCGUUAUAAUGCAGUCUCACUGCAGCAGUGCAAAGAACUUCAUUUCGUAACAGAGCUUGAACAACAAUAACAGCACACUACAAACUGGUUAUCCUGGGAUACCCUUAAACAAUGUGCUUGAUAAAUAAAGGGUCAAAUAACCCCUGCUGGUCUUCUCAGUUUGACCUCUGAAACAAUUCGGACAGAAAAAAUAAACCAGAGCCAGAAUAUUGUAGGUUGUGAACAGCUUCACAGAUCACUGAACUGCAUUGUGUUAGGAAUGCAUGGGCCUGCGGUUCUGUAGCACCAGGAGAAGUGACCGGGAGCAAGCUUAAAAAAAAGCUUGAGAUAAUUAACAAAGACUCAUUUUUAUAAAGGUAUAUACAUAUAAAUAUAAACACUUUUUUUUCUUCUCAUUAUCGUCUGAGGGUUACUUAUAUUGUUUCUUGUGUUAAAGAAUGGUUCUGUAUUGUAUAAGUUUGCAUUUAUGGGGUCUGCUAGAACUGAAAGAAAUAAAUAGUUAAGGGAAAGA